CGGAAACUUGAAGCCAACUUUGAUAAAGACUAAAGGAUACGAAUGUCACUCACAUGACAUAGAAGUUUUUCAACCUCGAAUGAGUACAUAUCAUAAAGAUGACCAUCAGCUGAAUUCCUGUGUAAACUGUAAGAAUUCUGUGGUGGUUUUCACAUUUUCGAAAAGUUCACCUACGAACAGAUACUUAGCUUAUAUCCUGAAAGUUCUAUUGAUUCCAUAUCAUGUCAUUACUAUUAAUCACGUACAAACAAACAGUAUUUCAGCCUUCUUGAAAGUGCUUUCACAUACUGAGCGUAUUACUAUGAUAAUUUUUGAGAACUUUGCUAUUUACACUAAUUUACCACAAGGAGAAAGAUCUCAGGUUGAUAUUUUCUGCAGAAAGCACAAUGUUGGAGUUAUUGGAUUUUUAUUCGAUGGUGAAACCUUCACAACUGAAGCCGGCACAUGGUCUAAGGUUGGAGAGCUACCACUCUACAUCCAUCGACUUGAAAAGCCUCCUCAGGGGCUUUAUACAUCAAAGAGUUCACCACUGUUCAGGAUUACACGUCCCAACCGGAUGAAUCCCGACAUACUUGAUAUUCAGGAACAAAUUUAUGGCACGCAAAACAUAACACGCACUCAACAUGUUUGUUGUAUGGCAACGUUGGUUCCUGUUUCAAAUAAUGUGCAUUCAUACAGAACUAUUGCAUUUACCAAAACUGGUGAAUAUUUUGGACCUAUGUCAAAUUAUGACUCAUUACCGGUUAAUAUGAAAAGUUGUGAG
This is a messenger RNA of Trichobilharzia szidati, 763 nucleotides long. NCBI's taxonomy places the organism in Eukaryota, Metazoa, Platyhelminthes, Trematoda, Strigeidida, Schistosomatidae. The record is from the annotation of a GenBank genome assembly.